AUGUGGAACGUUGCGGACAAAUCUUGCCCCAGCCAUUGGGGACCAUCCCAGACUGCUCUGCUUCUGCUCGACUUUCACUCCAUGUUCGUCUCGCGCGUGCCUGGCGGCGGUCCCGCAGCCGUCAAAACUGCAGCUGAAAUGAAGGCGUGGGCCAAGUCCACGGGCAUCAAGGUCAUCCACGCCCUGAUCGACAUCAAUGCCUCGCCCUUCGAAACCUGCAAGGACUCUGGAAGGUUCGCCACUAUUGUCGAUGCUAUGGGGAAAACCGGUGGCGCUGAAUGCCCCGAGCUGCUUGAAGACGCCGAUGACGAGGUUACUUUCCUCCGCCGACCCGGUUACGUCUCUGCCCUCAAGUCGCCUGGUCUCGAAGACUACCUGAAGGAGAAUGGUAUCAGGUCGCUGCUGCUUGCUGGCUUCAGCACGUCUGGGUGUGUUACGCGAACAGCAAUUCCCGCCUGUGACGAGGAAUACGUGGUGACUACCAUUUCUGAUGCCUGUGCCGAUCCCGAUGAUGAGUUGCACAGAAUCAUGCUCGAGAAGGUUCUGAACAACCGCGGAUAUGUCGCAACCGCCAUUGAGAUCCAGAAGGGCUAUGAGAAGGUUUCCAGUGGUAACUGA
This is a messenger RNA of Penicillium atrosanguineum, 618 nucleotides long. RefSeq names its product cysteine hydrolase family protein. The coding region runs from base 1 to 618 and encodes 205 amino acids. NCBI's taxonomy places the organism in Eukaryota, Fungi, Ascomycota, Eurotiomycetes, Eurotiales, Aspergillaceae. The record is from RefSeq and is a predicted model, not a curated record. The transcript has a single exon.